AUGGUUCGCUAUUCACUUGACGCAGAAAACCCCACAAAAUCACGCAAAUCGAGAGGUUCAAAUCUUCGUGUUCACUUUAAGAACACUCGUGAAACAGCCCAGGCCAGUAAGGGUAGGCCUAUCCGAAAGGCCACCGAGUAUCUGACGGCUGUCACUUUAAAGAAGCAACGUGUGACGUUCCGUCGUUACAGUGGUGGAGUUGGUAGGUGUGCCCAGGCCAAACAGUGGGGCUGGACGCAGGGUCGGUGGCCCAAAAAGAGUGCUGAAUUUUUACUGCACAUGCUCAAAAAUGCAGAGAGUAAUGCUGAACUUGAGGGCUUAGAUGUAGAUUCUCUGGUCAUUGAGCACAUCCAGGUGAACAAAGCCCACAAGAUGCGGCGCAGGACUUACAGAGCUCAUGGUCGGAUCAACCCAUACAUGAGCUCUCCCUGCCACACUGAGAUGAUCCUUACUGAAAAAGAACAGAUUGCUCCUAAACCAGAAGAGGAGGUUGCCCAGAAGAAAAAGAUAUCCCAGAAGAAAUUGAAGAAACAAAAACUUAUGGCCCGGGAAUAAAUGCUGCAAAAAAUAAAUGCAAA
This is a messenger RNA of Balaenoptera acutorostrata (minke whale), 578 nucleotides long. RefSeq names its product 60S ribosomal protein L17-like. Gene Ontology annotation, cellular component: cytosolic large ribosomal subunit; ribosome. Gene Ontology annotation, biological process: cytoplasmic translation. The record is from RefSeq and is a predicted model, not a curated record. Lineage: Eukaryota; Metazoa; Chordata; Mammalia; Artiodactyla; Balaenopteridae. The transcript has a single exon. Gene Ontology annotation, molecular function: structural constituent of ribosome. The coding region runs from base 1 to 555 and encodes 184 amino acids.